This is a messenger RNA of Pogonomyrmex barbatus (red harvester ant), 1119 nucleotides long. RefSeq lists its product as uncharacterized. Lineage: Eukaryota; Metazoa; Arthropoda; Insecta; Hymenoptera; Formicidae. The record is from RefSeq and is a predicted model, not a curated record.
ACUCUUCCCAAAGAAAGUAAGAGCGUUGAUGUACCAACAAAGGGACAAAAGAAAAUUUUCCCAAAUAUCCAACCAAUUGACACAAGUGAGAGUGAAGUAAGAUCGAAAUUAUUGUUCAUAUCACCCGGAAUUUCUUCCGACAGAUCUAAAUGGCAAACACAUCAAGACGAAUCUCAACAAAAAUAUGACAAAGCAAAUCAAUCGCUGGGAUAUAUGACUAGUAAAUACGAACAUAACAUCAAUGGAUCAUCAAAACAACAAAGUUCGAGAAAGGCAUAUAUAUCGCCUAAAACUUCAUCCACUCAAGAUGCAUCAACACUUGCUCAACUUUGUCCAUGCGCGUGUGGAUUGCUUGUGAGAGAUGAAACCGAAAGCGAAGUUUCUAUUAAUAAAUCAUUGUCUACAUUAAAAGAUAAACUUAUUAAAACUAAACUCGAAGAAUUAGGUUUUUAUUUAGAUUCAAAAGAAGUGGUACGUUCCAGGAUGCAUAAUGACAUACAAGUCAGAAAAACAAAAAUGCAGAAGUUAAAAAAAGAUUUAAGUAUCAAACAUUGGAAAGAGGAAACUGUGCAAUUACAAGUGCAAAUUGAGGAAUUGCGUGAAAGUAUUCAAUUCUUUGAACAAGAAAAUGAAUAUAUUCGACGUCUUACAGAAAAAUGUCGCUGCUUAUCGGAUAAAAGGAGGGAUUUGCAACAAUUAUUGUUGCCAAUCAACAUUACACACUCCGGACUUACGACAACGAUUCAAUAUUUACAAGCAAAAUAUCACAAUGAACAUGGAAUAAUAGCUUCAUUAACCGAGAUAUUUCAAGGUUCGACAAAGAACAUUCAACAAGUUGCUACAAAAUUAUUAGCACCAUUUAUUGAAUAUUGGCAUCAAAACCCGACAGACAGCAUAGUAACAAAGCGCGUACCAUCCGCAUCAAGUACAAGAAUUCUUCUAAAGCCCUCGAGUUCCAUCUUCAACGUUUAUUAAAACACUUUCGCAAAUAGUACACACCAAUAGGAAUAAGAAGUGAAGAUACGUACCUUUAUUUCGCAAAAGACAAAAGAUACCUUAACAUUCUUUUUAACAUGUAACAUUACAAAUAUGACCGUUAUUAAAUAUUUAAUAAUGGCU